Molecule: messenger RNA, 3970 nt
Organism: Megalops cyprinoides (Indo-Pacific tarpon)
Lineage: Eukaryota; Metazoa; Chordata; Actinopteri; Elopiformes; Megalopidae
Product: AP-2 complex subunit alpha-2-like
Biological process (GO): clathrin-dependent endocytosis; intracellular protein transport
Cellular component (GO): AP-2 adaptor complex; membrane coat
Molecular function (GO): clathrin-cargo adaptor activity
Source: RefSeq, a predicted model, not a curated record
CAGACUCUGUGAGGACUUAUUAUUUUCCGAUUGGCCUGGACUGGGAGAGGUUUUCUACCACAGAACUAAAACUGGAAUCAAUGCAUACAAUUUUCUUUACUACACUCCUGAGCGCGCCCCUGAUACGGAGGAAUUUUACACUCACAAUCUCACGGACAACAUGCACGCGCCUCCACCUCGGUUCAGCCCAGACAGAGCCACUACGCUGAAAUCUGUGCUAGCUAACAAGCUACCGGACAGCGGAACAAGCUCAAAAUACCGGAUACUUCAAGAUGCCGGCGGUUUCGAAGGGAGACGGAAUGCGUGGCCUCGCGGUCUUCAUCUCCGACAUAAGAAACUGUAAAAGCAAAGAGGCUGAGAUCAAGAGGAUAAACAAAGAGCUGGCCAAUAUUCGUUCCAAGUUUAAAGGAGACAAGGCCUUGGAUGGCUACAGUAAGAAGAAGUAUGUCUGCAAACUGCUGUUCAUCUUUCUGCUGGGACAUGACAUCGACUUUGGCCACAUGGAGGCUGUAAAUUUGCUCAGCUCCAACAAGUACACCGAAAAGCAGAUAGGCUACUUGUUUAUUUCCGUGCUAGUCAACUCCAACAGCGAUCUCAUCCGCCUCAUCAACAAUGCCAUUAAGAACGACUUGUCCAGCAGGAACCCCACCUUCAUGAACAUUGCCCUGCACUGCAUUGCCAACGUAGGCAGCCGUGAGAUGGCUGAGGCUUUUGCUGCUGACAUCCCUCGUAUUCUUGUAGCUGGGGACACCAUGGAUAGUGUGAAGCAGAGUGCCGCACUUUGCCUGCUGCGGCUUAACAGAACCUCUCCAGACCUGGUGCCCGUGGGCGAGUGGACCUCACGUGUCGUACACCUGCUCAACGACCAGCAUCUGGGUGUGGUGACAGCAGCAACCAGUCUGAUCACCACACUGGCACAGAAAAACCCUGAUGAGUUCAAGACCUCUGUGUCAUUGGCUGUGGCCCGACUCAGCAGAAUUGUGACCUCUGCCUCCACAGACCUACAGGACUACACCUAUUACUUUGUCCCCGCCCCCUGGCUGUCCGUUAAGCUGCUGCGCCUCCUGCAGUGCUAUCCACCCCCAGAGGAUGCUGCAAUCCGUGGCCGCUUGGCCGAGUGUCUGGAGACUAUUCUCAACAAGGCCCAGGAGCCGCCAAAAUCCAAGAAGGUUCAGCACUCAAAUGCCAAGAACGCAGUACUCUUUGAAGCCAUUAGCCUGAUAAUCCACCAUGACAGUGAACCCACCCUGCUUGUGCGAGCCUGCAACCAGCUGGGACAGUUCCUGCAGCACAGAGAGACCAACCUGCGCUACCUGGCCCUGGAGAGUAUGUGCACACUGGCCAGCUCCGAAUUCUCCCACGAGGCUGUCAAGACACACAUAGAGACUGUCAUCAAUGCUCUGAAGACGGAGCGGGAUGUGAGUGUGAGGCAGAGAGCCGUGGAUCUGUUGUAUGCCAUGUGUGACCGCAGCAAUGCGCAGCAGAUUGUGGCUGAGAUGCUCAACUACCUAGAGACUGCAGACUACUCCAUUCGAGAGGAAAUGGUGCUGAAAGUGGCCAUCCUGGCUGAGAAGUAUGCAGUGGACUACACCUGGUAUGUAGACACCAUCCUCAACCUCAUCCGCAUCGCUGGAGACUAUGUGAGUGAGGAAGUGUGGUACCGUGUAAUCCAAAUUGUCAUCAACCGUGAUGAUGUCCAAGGGUAUGCUGCCAAAACUGUGUUUGAGUCUCUGCAGGCUCCUGCCUGCCAUGAAAACCUGGUGAAGGUGGGAGGCUACAUCCUGGGGGAGUUUGGCAACUUGAUUGCCGGAGACACACGGUCUAGCCCCCUGAUCCAGUUCAACCUCCUGCACUCUAAGUUCCACCUGUGUAGUGUGCCCACCCGUGCCCUGCUGCUCUCCACCUACAUCAAGUUCAUCAACCUGUUUCCUGAGAUCAAGGGCACCAUUCAGGAUGUGCUGCGCAGCGACAGCCAGCUAAAGAACGCUGAUGUGGAGCUGCAGCAGCGGGCUGUGGAGUACCUGCGCCUCAGUUGCAUUGCAAGCACUGACAUCCUGGCGACAGUCUUAGAGGAGAUGCCCCCGUUCCCUGAACGUGAGUCCUCCAUUCUGGCCAAGCUGAAGAGGAAGAAGGGGCCUGGCAUGCUCCCCGAUAUUGAGGACAGCCGCAAGGAAAGAGCUGCUGACACCAACGGGGGUGUGGAGCCUGCAGGCUCCAGCACAAGUGCCAAGAUCUCUCCUCCAUCCUUCAUCAGUGAUCUCCUGGCUCCGCCGCUGCCCCCCACCCCCCGACCACGCCCUCCCUCUUCCUCCCCUCUGCACACCCCCCUCACGCCUUUGCCCCCUGAGGCCACCAUGGUCCCCAAGACGCCAUCUAUAUGCCCUCGUCUCCAGGCCACGCCCCUGCCCUCCACUGACCUGCUAGGUCUGGUCACUCCUUCCAUUCUAAACUCCACCCCUCCUACCCCAUCCAGUCUGCUGGUAGAUGUUUUCUCUGAAAACCAUGCUGCAGCUAGCACCGGAACACCAGUUGCGCCUGUUGCCGAUGACAACUUCUCCAGGUUUGUGUGCAAGAAUAACGGCGUCCUGUAUGAAAAUCAACUGCUCCAGAUAGGACUGAAGUCUGAAUUCAGACAGAAUCUCGGUCGCAUGUAUGUCUUUUAUGGUAACAAAACCUCUACACAGUUCUUAAAUUUCACCUCCUCCGUGGUUUGUCAGGAUGCUUUGAAAACUCAACUCAGCAUUCACACCAAACCUGCAGACCCCAUUGUGGAUGGGGGUGCCCAGCUUCAGCAGAUCCUCAACAUCGAGUGUGUGUCCGACUUCCUGCUGGCACCUGUCCUCAACAUCCAAUUCAGAUAUGGAGGUACUCUGCAGAAUAUAUCUGUCAAGCUGCCCAUCACACUCAAUAAGUUCUUCCAGCCCACAGAGAUGACAUCACAAGACUUCUUCCAGCGCUGGAAGCAGCUAAGCGCUCCCCAGCAGGAGGUACAGAGGAUCUUUAAAGCCAAGCAUUCCAUGGACACAGAGGUCACCAAAGCCAAGAUUAUUGGGUUUGGUGUUGCCCUGCUGGACCAGGUGGAUCCAAACCCCUUCAACUUUGUUGGUGCUGGUGUUAUCCAUACUAAGACCACACAGGUGGGCUGCUUAUUGAGACUGGAACCCAACACACAAGCACAGAUGUACCGUCUAACACUACGAACCAGCAGGGACACAGUAUCUCAGCGCCUCUGUGAACUGCUCUCAGAUCAGUUUUAAUGCUCCUCAGCCUUGCGAAAACCCUAAUCAUGCUAACUUCAGAUGUCCAUGUAUACAUGAAUCAUAGAUACUACCCCAGUGAUCCUAAUCUUAAUGUCUCUAUCAGUGCAAUGCCCAUCCUCCUUGUCUCUCCUUCCUUACCUUAAAUCAUUUGAAUUGCUUCAAUGUACAGUGUAAAUUUUUUUUUUAUUUUUUACUUAUAUGAACUGUAUGAAAUUACUUUUUUCUUUUAGCUUUACUAAUAAUUUGUUGUCUGCAUCAUAUCUAAAUAUCCAGAAAAGAAUCCAGCUCUACAUGGUUGUGUUUUUGCCAAGGUGGUUGUAUAUUCCUCUAAAGGAAAAGCAGGUUGAUAAAUAGGUGAAAGGACUAUCAGCAGGUAAGCAUGUAUGGGGAAACCCAGCUGCUCCACACACACUGCAGUAGCCUGAUGUGCCCUCAGACCCAGCCUGAUACAGUGGACUUGUACAGACAUGGGGAGAACUUUGACAGGACAUGUCACAACUGCACAGAUUUUACAGAACAUUCCCCAACUGUACAGGCAGACCGCAUAGCUCCUGUUCCCACAGAAUGACAAAACUCUUCCACUUAUAGUUGAUAGCCUAAAACACGACAUUAUGUCCAGAAGUUUAAAAUAGUAUGGCCACAGUCCGUAAUCAGAGUGUGUUUCUCUGUGUAAGUGUGCCUGUGUGUGUAUGUGCGAGUUUGUGUUUGUG